This is a messenger RNA of Periconia digitata, 1841 nucleotides long. Lineage: Eukaryota; Fungi; Ascomycota; Dothideomycetes; Pleosporales; Periconiaceae. The record is from the annotation of a GenBank genome assembly.
UAUUCAGAGACACCGCAAAAUCGAGAUUCAAUCCAUCACACAUUACUUCUCUAGUAACAGUCCAAUUUGAUCCCAAACCCUGAUCACCAAGCCGACUUGUCCCAAACGCCUGCAUCCUAUUCCGCCUCCCUUGCACCAUGCCACCCAAACGCAAAGACCUCCUGGUCAAGCCAAAAGGAAAGGCCAAGGCCAAGGCCCAGGAUCCCCAAUCCGAGAACGACUUCUUGGAAGCAGCCGAUGAGCACGAGCAGGCAGCUGGGAAAUGGCGGGCGGGCGAUGCGGCCAAGGCCACUCGGUUCUUCAAUCGCGCUAUCGAGGUGUACAACGAGGGACUGAAAAGGUUUCCAAAGAGCUUUGAUUUGGCUUACAACAAGGCGAACCUCGAGUACAACCUUACAGAAGAUAUACGUAUAAUUCCGCAUCUGGGUCCCAAAAUUCCUCUCUUAGAAGAGACAUUAGUUUCACACCGCGCUGCUAUUCAACUUGCUCCGUCAACCAACACGGAUAUCCUGUUCAACACAGCACAGGUUCUCACUUCGCUCGCAGAAGCAGUGCUAGAAGCGGAGACACAACAGGUCGCCAAAGUUCCAGCAAGAGCGUUGCUAGAAGAGGCCUCGGAUCUGUUUGCGAAGUGUCUAGUGAGUCAGCAGGAGGAAUAUGAAAGAAUGGCGGCGGAUAUGGAGGCAAUGAAGGCACAGCAGCACUCGGACUGGGACAGCGAUACCGUAAAGCAGGGCUACAGCGAUCAAGAUACUAGCGCCAUGGAAACAGCUUCAACCACUUCCUCCGGCCCAGAUGAAUGGGCAACCGUAGAAGAACCGCUCACCCCGUUAGCUAUCCUAGAAACCUGUACCGCUCAACUCUCAGCCCUAACCACGCUUCUUCCUCUGUACGAUCCAGCAGAUACGUCUGCCAUCGAACCUAGGGCGCAACAGGGCCUUUCUACCACAAACAAGUCUAUACCCACACUUCUCACCCUUAUCCAAAACUCGCCCUCCGAUCAACAGCCAGUCGAUGACAAGUCUACCGCCGGCCCGACACUGUCCCUCUCCUCUGAACCAGAAGACAUAGAGACUUCCCCACAGGAUGAUGCCGUUCUCGCAUCUGCCGCCUUCAACGCUGCGCUCGCCGAACUACAAUAUCGCGCCGCACAAAUAACAUCAGCCCAAUACGCCAAUACGAUCGAAUCGCUCUUCACCACUCUCACCACCCAAACGCAACCACAGUCCCAAGAACAGCAACUAGCACGCCAAAACACAAUCUCCGCCUACGCAGACGCCCUCAUGGAUCUCGCAUCCGCCAUCUCCGAGACCUCCCUCUACUCAGCAUCUUCCGCCACGAAUGCCGACGCGGAGAUUCAAUGGACUUCGCUCACACAUGCACAAAAGCUGCUGACUUCACUCGCGUCCCCGCCUAAGGACAACAGCAUUUCUGCACCGCCACCACUCCCAGCGAUCCGCCUUGCGUCCAUCUUUAUGGCUCGUGCUGAUGUAGAUCUCGCUCGCUUUCAUAUCUCCGUCUCUCCUACCGCAGCUCCUGCGUGGGUCUCCAGUCGUGCAGUGCUGAUCGCGAACGCCGGCGUGUUCUACCGCGGGGCUCGGACUUAUGCUGAGAAAGCUGGAGACGCGGCGACGAGGGAGACCGCGGAUGGCAAGGCAGUUGUUGCGGAGGUGUUGAAAGAAGUCAGUGCUGCUGGGGAUGUAAACCCUGGGAGUGUGACGGUGAAAGAGGGGUGGAAGGGGAAGGGAGAGCUGGUUAGGAGGGUUUUGGAGGGGUUAGUCGGGGAAGCAGUUUUGGGGGAGGCGGAAGCUAGAAGCGUUUUGGAGAUUGUUGGGGUGUGA